AAAUAUCUCCUACUUUUGCUCCGGACAAAGGCUGUCAAACAAAAUGUGGGGGUAUUAGCGUCUCUUUUCCAUUCGGGCUAAAAGAGCGUUGUUACAGAAGCCAGGCAUUUGCUCUUACAUGCAACGAGACAUCCAAACCUCCCACUCUCUUCUUCCACCGCUAUUACAUAGUGCACAAUAUCUCGUUGGAGGAAGGACAACUGGUAGCCAGCGCACUGAACACAACACCAACCAUUAGUUAUUUCGGUUCUUACAUUUAUUACUACAGCUACUUUUUUUCAUAUGAAACUGGACCUUUCGCUCGACUUGAACAGCAGUCCAUCUUUAGUUGGGUAAUUGAGAUUCAGCAUUGCGAGGAGGCCAGACAGAACAAGGACACAUUCGCAUGUGUCGACAAAAACAGUGUAUGUGAGGACAUUACCAAAACUUCUAACGAAGAUAGUUGGGGAUAUCGUUGCAAUUGCGCUAAAGGUUAUCAAGGAAAUCCAUACAUUGCCGAUGGAUGUAAAGAUAUUGACGAGUGCAGCGGUCCCAACAAUUACGAUUGCAAUGGGACAUGCAUAAAUACGAUAGGUGGCUAUGAAUGCCUUCCUCCUGACAAAAAACAGACAGUUUUGUUAGGUGUCAUAAUCGGUGUAAGUCUUGGCAGUGGCUUAUUGCUCUUAAGCAUAAGUUUUAUCAUCCUAAGAAGGAAAUGGAAGAUAAGAAAGCAAAAGAAAAUAAGAGAGAGACACUUCCAGCAAAAUCAUGGACUACUAUUACAACAGCUAAUCUCUUCUAAUGAAGACGUUGCUGAGAGGACAAAGAUAUUUUCUCUAGAAGAGAUAGAAAAGGCAACUAAUAAUUUUGAUGAAACUCGAAUACUCGGCCACGGAGGACAUGGUACAGUUUAUAAAGGAAUUUUGUCGGAUCAACGUGUAGUCGCCGUAAAGAAGUCCAAAAUAGUAAAGAAGAGUGAGAUAGAUCAAUUCAUCAAUGAGGUUGUAAUUCUUUCUCAAAUUAAUCAUAGAAACAUCUUAAGACUUUUUGGAUGCUGUUUAGAAACAGAAGUUCCCUUAUUAGUCUAUGAAUUCAUCUCCAAUGGAACCCUUGCAGACCAUCUCCAUGUUUCAUAUGGUAAUUCUGCAUUAUCAUGGGAAGCUCGUCUGAGGAUCGCUAUAGAAAUUGCCGGAGCACUUGCCUAUCUACACUCAGCUGCUUCAAUAUCAAUUUUACAUAGAGAUGUUAAGUCAUCAAAUAUUCUUUUGGAUGAUCAUUUCAUGGCAAAAGUAUCGGAUUUUGGAACCUCAAGAUUUAUCCCGCUUGAUGAAACUCAUAUAAUUACUGCUAUCCAAGGCACCUUUGGAUACUUAGAUCCAGAAUAUUACCAGACUAGUCAAUUGACGGAGAAAAGUGAUGUUUAUAGCUUCGGGGUCAUUCUUCUGGAGCUUUUGACCGGAAAGAAACCUGUUUUCUCCAUUGAACAUGAGAACAAGCAAAACCUAUCGAUGUAUUUUCUUCAAGCAAUGAGAGAGAAGCAUUCUUUUGAUCUCGUAGAAGAUCGUGUCAUGAAAGAAGGA
This is a messenger RNA of Musa acuminata subsp. malaccensis (wild Malaysian banana), 1559 nucleotides long. The record is from RefSeq and is a predicted model, not a curated record. NCBI's taxonomy places the organism in Eukaryota, Viridiplantae, Streptophyta, Magnoliopsida, Zingiberales, Musaceae.